This is a messenger RNA of Hermetia illucens (black soldier fly), 1713 nucleotides long. It is a transcript of the gene Nup50, whose product is annotated as nuclear pore complex protein Nup50. Gene Ontology annotation, biological process: protein import into nucleus. Gene Ontology annotation, cellular component: nuclear pore. NCBI's taxonomy places the organism in Eukaryota, Metazoa, Arthropoda, Insecta, Diptera, Stratiomyidae. The transcript has 3 exons. The record is from RefSeq and is a predicted model, not a curated record. Bases 187 to 1512 code for a protein of 441 amino acids.
CGAGCCGGCUACCGCACGUCAAAAGUCAGAAGUUUCAAAUCGUGUCGUCGUCCCCGUGAUAUUUACGUGUUUUUUUUACAUAAAAUAGUCUUUCUACGCUUUUUCUUAAAUCCUGUGUAAACUUUUUUAUGCACAUCUAAGGUAAAUUCCUUGUAAUGACUUUGAAAUAGAUUCGCGCGCGCAACCAUGAAGAUCAAGAAACCAACAGUCGCAGCGAUGGAGAAACGCAAAGCCACAACUGAUCUGAAUCACGAGAACUGGGACCGGGACGAGGAGCCGGAGGACAAGGGAACCUUCCAAACCGCCUCCGAGGAUGUGCUGAAAACCCGCGUUAUCAAAAAAGCCAAACGAAACAUUAGCGCUGGUGAGUCGGGCACGGGCAAGAGCGUGUUCAGCGGAUUUUCAGGUUUCGGCUCAAGUGCAUCGACUGUGUCCGCCGGCAGCACUCCGUUUUCUUUCCUGUCGAAACUCACGCCCACCCCGCCACCGUCCAAGACUGAGAGUCCUAAGUCAGAGAAGUCAGAAGCCGACACCAAGUUUGGCUUCGAGAAGUCCAACAUUUACUACACUAAAUUGAAAGGACUGAACCAAUCCGUCUCCGACUGGAUCAAAACGCACGUUGACAAGAAUCCCCUAUGCAUACUCACACCAAUCUUCAAGGACUACGAAAAGUACCUCAAGGAGAUCCAGGAGGAGAAGCCAGAAGGCACCAUCACAAGUGCUGCAACCAGCACAAGCUUCAAAUUCGGGGGACAACCACCUAAAACAGAUGCCCCGCCAAAGCCAAACGAGAAGGCAUCACCGGAGAAGGGAGCUAUUCCCAAAUUCUCAUUCGGAACAGUAAACUCAACCACAGACAGCAAAUCAUCAUCGAAUUCGAUAUUUGGAAACGUGGGGGUGAAACCCGCCCAGAACGACAGCAAACUCAGUACAUUUUCGUUCAAGCCAACUCAGGCAACAAUCGAAGCCAGCUCCUCAAAAAGCAGCAUCUUCUCGAAUGCAUCCUCAACUUCAGGCGAAAGCUCGGCUCCAUCGUCGGUGACGGGAUUCAGCUUCUCCGCUGCGAAGCCGUUCACCUUCGGCAGUAACGUAACAGCCGCUCCCCCAGCGGAACCAAAAGACAAGGAUGAAGCCGAUGAGGAUGAGCCACCAAAAGUUGAGUUCACGCCUGUCGUUGAGGACGACAGCGUAUACAGCAAGCGGUGCAAGGUGUUUGUGAAACACGACGGGAACUACGCCGAUCGAGGCAUUGGCACGCUUUACCUCAAAUCAGUCAAAGACAAGGACGUGACCCAGUUGAUUGUCCGGGCGGACACGAACCUCGGCAACAUUUUGCUCAACUUUAUCCUGAACGAGUCGAUCCCAGCACAGCGGCUGGGCAAGAAUAAUGUUAUGAUGGUGUGCAUUCCAACCCCCGACGCUGACCCAAAACCAACGUCGAUCCUCCUGCGGGUGAAGACCGGCGAGGAAGCGGACGAACUGCUGAGCACAAUCAACAAGUACAAGAAGUAGUGGCAAAAAUGGAGAUGCGAAGACAGUGCUUUGUUGGGAGUCUGAACUCCAGAACUCGGUGCAGGACGUGUUAUUGCAAUUGAGUUCGUUGUUUCGUGACGAGUUUCUUUUUUAUCGUUGACAAGUUGUGUGGCGAGAGGAGAGAAUAUCAAGAAAAUUGAACAAAAAUACACAUGUUGAAUAAAUAGUUGAUAAUUUACA